Columba livia (rock pigeon) is the source of this 1223-nucleotide messenger RNA. Its product is annotated as olfactory receptor 14J1-like. Gene Ontology annotation, molecular function: G protein-coupled receptor activity; odorant binding; olfactory receptor activity. The coding region runs from base 1 to 1011 and encodes 336 amino acids. The transcript has a single exon. Lineage: Eukaryota; Metazoa; Chordata; Aves; Columbiformes; Columbidae. The record is from RefSeq and is a predicted model, not a curated record. Gene Ontology annotation, cellular component: membrane. Gene Ontology annotation, biological process: G protein-coupled receptor signaling pathway.
AUGAGAAACAGCAUGUUUAUUUUCCUCAGAGAAGUCUCCCCUAACCUGUCACUGCCUUUUCCUCCUUGCACAGGUCCUCAUGCCUACAGGCAGCAAAUGUCCAACAGCAGCUCCAUCACCCAGUUCCUCCUCCUGCCGUUCACAGACACACGGGAGCUGCAGCUCUUGCACUUCUGGCUCUUCCUGGGCAUCUACCUGGCUGCCCUCCUGGGCAACGGCCUCAUCAUCACCACCAUAGCCUGGGACCAGCACCUCCACACCCCCAUGUACUUCUUCCUGCUCAACCUCGCCCUUCUGGACCUGGGCUGCAUCUCCACCAUUGUCCCCAAAUCCAUGGCCAACUCUCUGUGGGAUUCCAGGGUCAUUUCCUAUGCAGGAUGUGCUGCCCAGGUCUUCUCUUUUUGUUUCUUGCUUGGUUCAGAGUAUUUUCUCCUCACAGUCAUGUCCUAUGACUGCUACGUUGCCAUCUGCAAACCCCUGCACUACGGGACCCUCCUGGGCAGCAGAGCUUGUGUCCACAUGGCAGCAGCUGCCUGGGCCACUGGGUUUCUCAAUGCUCUGCUGCACACGGCCAAUACAUUUUCACUGCCCCUGUGCAAGGGCAAUGCCCUGGGCCAGUUCUUCUGUGAAAUCCCCCAGAUCCUCAAGCUCUCCUGCUCACACUCCUACCUCAGGGAACUUGGGCUUAUUGUGUUUAGUGCCUGUUUAAUUUUCAUGUGUUUUGUUUUCAUCAUCCUGUCCUAUGUGCAGAUCUUGAGGGCCGUGCUGAGGAUCCCCUCUGAGCAGGGACGGCACAAAGCCUUUUCCACCUGCCUCCCUCACCUGGCCGUGCUCUCCCUGUUUGUCAGCACUGCCAUGUUUGCCCACCUGAAGCCCCCCUCCAUCUCCUCCCCAUCCCUGGACCUGGUGGUUUCACUUCUGUACUCAGUGGUGCCUCCAGCAGUGAACCCCCUCAUCUACAGCAUGAGGAACCAGGAGCUCAAGGAUGCUCUGUGGAAACUCAUAUCCUAGUGUUAUCUAAAGCAAGAAACUGCCCAUCUCAUUCUACAUAGGCAUUUUAAUGUUACUAAUUACAGGUCCAGCCUCUCAUCUGGAUUUUUUGAUUUUAUUAGUUUUUUUUCUUAUUGUGAUAAUGUUGUCAUCCCCUUUCUAAUUCACUGUUGGCUUUUCUUUUAUAACUGUUGGCUGUGUAAAUGAGAAGCCGUGCUCUCCUUGUCUCUAAA